Messenger RNA from Salvia miltiorrhiza (redroot sage), 670 nucleotides. RefSeq lists its product as uncharacterized. NCBI's taxonomy places the organism in Eukaryota, Viridiplantae, Streptophyta, Magnoliopsida, Lamiales, Lamiaceae. The transcript is spliced from 5 exons. The record is from RefSeq and is a predicted model, not a curated record. The coding region runs from base 143 to 568 and encodes 141 amino acids.
UGUUUGUCGCUUAUUUUUCCUGAGCCUGUCAAGUUACUGACUGUAAAAUUUGAACAGGUGUCUGUACUGCGAGGUGAUAUGACAUCGAUUAGUUUAGAAAUCGAGGAUGUUACUCGUACAAUUCAGAUGAUGGAUUAACAGGAUGGAAGUGAAUCAGGACGAACAGAACACUGGAGUGUGCUACUUGCUAGGCGUGAACUAUGCAAGGGAGCUUGAAAAGAGUAAAAGCAUGGAGCAAAUUGAGCCUUGCCAGCCUGUUGUUUCUCCCCCUCCUAGUGCGAUUGCAGGUUGGAUGUCAACUGCUAACCAGUCUAUGCCUCAUGCCGUUGUUGCUGCAGCUCCUCAUGGCCUUGUUCAGGUAAAUUGUGAGGCCAAUAUUCUUAUUGUGCUUAUUUGUGGAAAAAUUCUGCAGUUGCUUACAUCUGAGGAAGGGACAAAACUUCAGCUAGAAAUAGCCGUAUCAGCUUCUGAUAUUAAAGAAAAGUACAAGGACGAAUGCAAACGAGUGUCAAAAGAGGAACAAGUUUUGAGAUUAGAUUUGUCAAAUAAGUUUCAAGAUGUUUUCUGAUAUAUUGUAAAGCUCCUGCCCAGUUACGAGUAUUUUGUGAUCUGGAGAUAAUGUAUGAAUAUUUUGGAUGUUAUAUAAUAUAUGUUACCGAUGUCAAUGUCA